Messenger RNA from Fragaria vesca subsp. vesca, 1524 nucleotides. Its product is annotated as probable peptide/nitrate transporter At5g62680-like. The transcript is spliced from 3 exons. Gene Ontology annotation, cellular component: plasma membrane. Gene Ontology annotation, biological process: transmembrane transport. NCBI's taxonomy places the organism in Eukaryota, Viridiplantae, Streptophyta, Magnoliopsida, Rosales, Rosaceae. Gene Ontology annotation, molecular function: transmembrane transporter activity. Bases 96 to 1343 code for a protein of 415 amino acids. The record is from RefSeq and is a predicted model, not a curated record.
AUUAUUUUAUUGCUUAAUCAUGGAGAUUUUGGCCUGAAACUCUAGCACUGACUUCACUGUUAACAACCCAGAAAGAGUUUUAGAGAGACUGAACCAUGGAGAACAGUGAAAGAGAAUCCAUGGUGAAGGUGAAGGUGAAUGAGGAUCAGUGUUCAAUAGCUGAAGAGAAAGUAAUCUACAGAGGAUGGAAAGCCAUGCCAUUUGUCAUAGGAAAUGAAACCUUUGAGAAGCUAGGAGCCAUUGGCACCUUAUCCAACCUCUUGGUCUAUCUCACUAAAGAGUUCAACAUGAGCAGCAUUAGAGCUAAUACUAUACUCAGCAUCUUCAAUGGCCCCACCAAUUUUGCUACUUUGAUUGGAGCUUUUGUAUCCGACACAUACUGGGGUCGUUUCAAGACCAUUGCUUUUGCUUCAGUCGCUUCCUUAAUGGUACUUGAAUUAUACUACCAAUUUUUUAUCACCUCCCUUAGAUGCCUUGACAAAGCAGCAAUCCUGACGCCGGAAGACAAAUUAAACACAGAUGGAUCAGCAGCCAAUCCAUGGAGACUUUGCAGCAUGCAGCAAGUAGAAGAAAUGAAAUGUCUAGUGAGACUGUUACCAAUAUGGGCUGCAGCCCUCGUGUACUAUAUUGUUAUAGUCCAACAACACUCCUAUACAACUUACCAAGCUCUUCAAUGUGAUAGAAGACUUACAAAACACUUCGAGAUCCCAGCUGCAUCCUACUAUGUCUUCUUGAUGAUAGCCAUGACCAUUUGGAUCCCUAUCUAUGACCGACUUGUCGUCCCAUUUCUCCAAAGACGCACAGGGAUAGAAGGAGGCAUCACAGUGCUGCAAAGAAUUGGAGCUGGCAUUUUUCUCUCUAUUGUCUCCAUGUUAGUCUCUGCAAUCGUAGAAGAGCGUCGAAGGUCAUUAGCUCUAACCAAACCAUUAUCAGGUAGUAACGUUUCGUCCAUGUCAGGCUUCUGGUUAAUUCCUCAGCUCGCAUUGGCUGGACUUGCAGAAGCAUUCGCUGCCAUUGGUCAAACUGAGUUCUACUACAAGCAAUUCCCUGAAAACAUGAGAAGCGUUGCAGGGUCUUUCUUCUUUUGUGGAAUGGCAGGUUCAAAUUACUUGAAUAGUUUCUUGAUUUCAGUAGUCCACAGAGCCACAGAGGGGGCUGCAACCGGAAAUUGGCUGCCGGAAGAUCUCAACAAGGGGAGGCUUGAUUACUAUUACUACUUGAUUACUGCUAUUGCCACUGUUAACUUCGGAUACUUUUUGCUCAUUGCAAGCUGGUAUCAGUAUAAAGGUACAGGGAUCGAUAAUAGUACUCUUGAAGUCGAAGUUACUGAGAAAGUGGCCUAAACAGCCUCAGAAAAAUGCUGCUUGAUGAUGAAGCUUGGUAUUCAAUAAUUAUAUCAGUAGUGUUCUAUAGAGAAUUCCUCGUAUAUGUAAUUUAGUUCUACAUUAGAAUUAUUAAUAAUCACUCCAGCCUACCAUCCACCAACGAUUGAGUUCUCACCAUAUAUGCAACUCACUUCUCACU